Molecule: messenger RNA, 2130 nt
Organism: Durio zibethinus
Lineage: Eukaryota; Viridiplantae; Streptophyta; Magnoliopsida; Malvales; Malvaceae
Source: RefSeq, a predicted model, not a curated record
UGAGGUUUAUGGCAGAAGCAAAGCUACGUCGCAUCAGAGCCAAGAGUACUACAACUUAUCUGCUUGGUCAUUUUGGGGAGAUGCGGGUCUAGUGGAUUAAAACUUGAGAUAAGAAAAUAGGGAGGGGAGGGGCAAUAAUGAAGGGUAAGAGUGGGACCCAAACGUGGCAGGGCGUGGGAGGGGGAUGAACAUGACAUUGUCGGUUGUUUUGUACAGAGAAAGACCCCUUAAUCUCAUCAGAAUCUCUUUCUUCUUUUUGUUUUUCUAUCUCUAGAGAUUGACUGUUAUCUUUCCGGCCUCACCACAAGCAACCAAACUGUCUCGUGUUGGAUAUGUAGUUGGCUUGUUGGAAGCACAGAAGCACACAAAUCCUUUUCCUAAAACUCAAAUCCAAACCCCAAAACCUCAAAAACCCAAACGCAAAUCUAUUUCCUCUUUUCUUUCUUGCUAAUCACAGAUGUUUUAGGCCCCUUGAUGGUGUGCUAAAGGCGCAAAAGCUGGUGGCCUGUUCCUGCUGCCGUUAGCUGUUGUUUGCUGCUGUUUGCUGCUGUUUGCUCAUCUCUUUCUCUCUCUUGUUUAGGUCUGUGAGUUUGGUCCCAUUUCAACUUUAAUGUAUUUGUUAUUUGAGGGUUAGUUCUCAUAUCUUUUCGUUACCAUAACAACUCUCUCUCAGUCUCUCUCUUCUUUUAUCUCAGCUUACGGAUCGUGUAACGGUUGAAAUUAGCGGUAUGGGUCGGUGGAUUUUGGCAGCAUAAUGCUGAAUGUCGAGAGGAUAGGGGAAAGCAACAAGAUAUAUAAGCAACUUGCAUCAUCUCUUUUGAAACGUUUCAAGUUUUCAAGCUACGCACUAAAGCACCGAAAAAGAUUCAAGAUUAGUUGAAUAGUGAGCUUCGUUUAGCUUGCAUAAAAAGAUCAUAAAAAGUUUUCUUUUUUCAUCAAUUACCUCUUAAAUUAUGGAAGUUAGAGGUCAAGAACACGAUGUUAAAACGCCAGGUUCUUCAGGCUUUGGUCAUCACUCGCCUGGAGUAGAGAGGAGAGAUGGGAAUCAUAACGGUAUUUCUGUUCUAACUUGCACUCAAACCCUAGAUCAUGUUCAUCGCCUGCAGAGACCGCAAUCACUUGGCCAAGGAAGAUCUGCCCACCCAGAUCGGGUCACUGCCAGUGGUGCAGCUGUUACACCCGUUUCAAUUAGUUCAAACACAAAGCCAUCAAGCGUCAUCAGAUAUCGAGAGUGUCUCAAGAACCACGCAGCCAGCAUCGGUGGAAACGUUUACGAUGGCUGUGGUGAGUUCAUGCCUAGUGGAGAAGAAGGAACUCUCGAGGCCUUGAAAUGUGCUGCCUGUGACUGUCACCGCAAUUUCCACCGCAAAGAGGUUAAUGGAGAGACCCAAUUCGGGGCUAAUUCCAGUAGAAGAAGCUUGAUGCUUAACCCUCUUCAGUUGCCUCCACCGUUGCCAUCUCCAACCAUGCUGCACCACCAUCAAAAGUAUUCAGUUCAUGCAAGUCCUUCAAGUGCAAUGAUUGCACCAAUGAAUGUGGCCUUUGGCAGUGGCGGUGGGACCGAGUCUUCAAGCGAGGAUCUUAAUGUAUUCCAGUCUAACGCUGAGGGAAUACAGCCGCCGCCUCCAUAUGUUUUGUCAAAGAAGAGGUUCAGGACAAAAUUUACGCAGGAGCAGAAGGAUAAGAUGUUGGAGUUUGCGGAGAAAUUGGGUUGGAGGAUCAAUAAACAAGAUGAGGAAGAAGUGGAGAAGGUUUGUGCUGAGGUUGGGGUGAAAAGGCAGGUUUUCAAGGUUUGGAUGCACAAUAACAAGAAUGUGAAGAAGCAGCCACAUGAAUAAGAGCUCCUCAUGGUUGCUAAACUAGUAGAAUGACCUGUGAGAUAUGUAUAGGAGAGGCUGCCUGGAAUAUUAAUCAGACCCUUUAGAGUGAGGAGGGAGCUGGCCUUGGUCUUGAAUAUUUGUAUAAUUCUUCAUUGUAAGCCUUGGGUGUGAUCUCUUGGCAUUGAGCACUUGUUCCAAAAAAAAAAAAAAAAAUCUUGUAUUAAUUGUUACUCUUUAAAUUAUGGCAGUGUCUUUCUCAUCAUUUCUCUUCCUUAUUAUUUCUGAAAAAACUGUCAGAAAAUGAUAUAUG